Molecule: messenger RNA, 1610 nt
Organism: Rhodamnia argentea
Lineage: Eukaryota; Viridiplantae; Streptophyta; Magnoliopsida; Myrtales; Myrtaceae
Product: fructose-1,6-bisphosphatase, cytosolic
Exons: 13
Coding region: 301-1326 (341 amino acids)
Biological process (GO): fructose 6-phosphate metabolic process; sucrose biosynthetic process; gluconeogenesis
Cellular component (GO): cytosol; cytoplasm
Molecular function (GO): fructose 1,6-bisphosphate 1-phosphatase activity
Source: RefSeq, a predicted model, not a curated record
UCUUCUUCCUCCUCCUCCCUUCCUCGUUUUCAUUCGUCGAUGUUGCAGCUCACGCUCUCCGAAACCUCUCUCGCUCUCUCUCUAAAAGCUUAAUUAGGACAAAGAGCGUUAUCCUGGGCGACGGGACACGAACCACGAGCCCCUUACCUCGCAGCGCGGCUGCCACGUGUCAUCGGAAGCUUCGUCUGGCUCCAAGGAUAGACCCAUCUUCUCCCUCUUUCACACACUAAUUCGGCUUUACGCGCAGAAGGCGCGUCCGAGUGAUUUCAGAGAAGAGGAGGGAGUGAGAGGGUGGGAGAGAUGGACCACGCUGGCGAUGCUCACCGGACGGACCUGAUGACCAUAACUCGCUUCGUGCUCAACGAGCAGUCCAGGCACCCCGAGUCCCGCGGCGAUUUCACCAUCCUCCUCAGUCACAUUGUUCUCGGCUGCAAGUUCGUCUGCUCUGCUGUUAACAAGGCAGGCCUUGCCAAAUUGAUCGGGCUUGCUGGAGAGACCAAUGUCCAGGGUGAAGAGCAGAAGAAGCUGGAUGUGCUUUCGAAUGAAGUAUUUAUAAAGGCAUUGGUCAGCAGUGGCCGCACAUGCAUUCUCGUGUCAGAGGAGGAUGAAGAGGCAACGUUUGUGGAGCCAUCUAAGCGUGGAAAGUAUAGUGUUGUUUUUGAUCCGCUGGAUGGAUCCUCUAACAUCGACUGCGGUGUUUCAAUUGGAACUAUCUUUGGGAUCUAUAUGAUCAAGCAUAGUAAUGAUCCAACUUUAACGGAUGUGUUGCAACCUGGGAAAAACAUGCUGGCAGCUGGCUAUUGCAUGUAUGGCAGUUCUUGCACGCUUGUGCUAAGCACUGGAACUGGUGUUAAUGGUUUUACCCUGGAUCCAUCAUUGGGCGAAUUCAUUCUCACCCAUCCAGACAUCAAGAUUCCAAAGAAAGGGAAGAUCUACUCGGUGAAUGAGGGAAAUGCUAAAAACUGGGAUGGUCCAACUGCUAAGUAUGUUGAGAAAUGCAAGUUCCCAAAAGAUGGAUCGUCGUCAAAAUCUUUAAGAUACAUUGGAAGCAUGGUAGCUGAUGUUCAUCGUACCUUACUAUAUGGAGGCAUCUUUUUGUACCCUGCUGAUAAGAAGAGUCCCACUGGAAAACUACGCGUUCUUUAUGAAGUCUUCCCGAUGUCAUUCUUGAUGGAACAAGCAGGAGGUCAGGCCUUUACUGGGAAGCAACGGGCACUUGACUUGAUCCCAACCAAGAUACAUGAGCGGUCUCCCAUAUUCCUGGGCAGCUACGACGACGUGGAGGAAAUCAAGGCACUCUAUGCUGCUGAAGAGAAAAAAGAAUAAAGUUGUAGUUUGCUCCUUUCUUCACAUCUGACAAGACCGUUUCCCGGCCACCAGGCUUGACCGAUCAUGGGUUCACAAGAUUAGAACGCUCUGUAUUGUUUUGGUUUAACCAGAUGCUUUAAUCAAAUACUUGUCAGCAACCUUUGUUUAUCUUUGAUUGACUGAAAGUCUAAAUUACAGUGAUUUGCUAGCACAAGCAUGUACUCUAAUAUGUGCUCGCCAGUUACCAGGAUGCUUUUUAGGUAGACUUACUAAAUUGGGUCAUAAACCCAUUUUUUAACCCA